UUGAGUUGAGGGUGCUCUGGUCAUUGCACCAUUUGCAUUCUUGCACUCUACUCUUCAUCAUAGCUAUGGUCCCUGCAGUGACAGGCGCGCGCGCGCGCGCACAGAGAGACCCAGAUAAAAGGAACAGAAUAUAAUGGAUCGCACCAAGAGCUAGAGCUUGCCUCUUGCCUGUUCAAUUGCUGGGUUGUUUAAGGAGCUAACAGGGAAAAAAAAGAUAAUGCAUAAGUGAAAGUAAUUACUUUUCUUUUAUGUAAAAACAAACGAGGAAUAUGGAGUAAUCAUGGGGGCAAAGGCAAAGUGAGGGAAAAUGAAUACUGAGAGACCCACACAGAUUCAAUCAUCAAAAGCAUGGAUGGACAUAAUACUGGUAAAGUUUCUGUUCACCGGUUCCCGUGAUGCUUGACAUUGGAGCUCUUGCUCAAUCAUUUUUUAUGCUCUGUGGGCAGAGCAGUAUUAGAUAAGACAUAGGGUUUUCUGGUGUCUCUUUAGACGAGACGAUCAAUUCUUGGUAAGUUUUCUGCUAUGGGGGAGUUUCAAUAUUUACAGACAAUGGUUCAUUCUUUUAGUGUGUUCCUCCCUUUUUAUUUAUCCAUGAGCUGCCAGAUGAUAUGAAGUUAACUUCUAAGUCAUAUGAAAUCCCUUCUUUAUGCUUUAGAAUGUUUGUCACUUUCCUCUGGAAGAAAAUUUUCAAAUCUUCUCCGUAGCUACGUCUGCAUAUGUUCCUGUUCCCCUGCUUAGGUUUUAAAAUUUUCCCGUCCGAGAUAACUAUCGAUAUUCUUCGGUCAGGUUGUAUAUACCUCUUGUUUAAUGCAAUUUUAGUUCAACUACAGUGAUCCUUGUUGGGAAAGCAGAUCGACUUCUAAACGACGGCUGUUCAUUCUCCUUUGCCAUAUUAGUGAAUUUGUGGGAAGGGCAGUGUUGUAUUCAAGAGGAGAGCUCUUAAAAGGCCAGGGGGCAUAAUUUUUCGGAGUUGUUUCUGUCCUUCAUGUGCCGGCACAACCAAUUCGUUGUUCCAUAGGUAGAUUAGGACCUGUUUCGGUCGCACCAUUUUCUCUAUAAAUGCCACAUCUUCCUUCGCUAGUCACAGCAGCUGCGGAUCCUUGUUACUUGUAGAAGAUGGCGGAAAUUAAGCUUACCCGGGUAGAUCCAGGCCAAACGAAGAUUAAAAAUGUUCCAAUCGCCGUGACCCCAGAAGGCUUUUGGUGUUGUCCCUCUCCUGUUGUAUUUCAGAAAAGCCUCAAAACUCAAAAUUCUCUGAAUAAACCUAAACCCUCCUCACCACCACCAAAAACCAGUGCUCAGAAGAAGACAGUCACGGCAAAUGAGAGAAGACAAGCACCUACCCCAUCAAGAUUGGCGAUGUCCGAUGAUCAGCAAUGUACUGGUUCAGAAAGACCUCCAGGUGGCACACCUGUGGCCACAGGGAGAGCACCGAGACCCAAAGUUGAAAGUUUGCCGAGAAAGGUAGCUAUUGAGUUUGGUGAGGCUGGAACUAGUGAUACAAAGGUCGUUUUAUUUGGAAAGCAGGGGUUCUGUGUGAAGUUAAGUGUCCACAGGGAUGUUCUAACUGAGAAGAGCAGCUUCUUUGCUGAGAAACUUUCUGAACAAUCUGGUUUGUCAAGUCUCCAAAUUAAUGACUGUGAGGAUGUUGAAAUAUAUGUUGAAACUGUUGGACUGAUGUACUGCAAAGAUAUGAAGCAGCGUCUGAUGAAGCAAAGUGUUUCUCGAACACUCAGAAUACUCAAGGUUGCAGAAUUCCUUGGCUUCAGCUCAUGCAUCCAGUCAUGUUUGGAGUACUUGGAGGCAGUCCCUUGGGUUGGAGAAGAAGAAGAAGAAAAGGUUGUCUCGACAGUUCUGAGACUUCAAGGGGAAGGCAUUGGGAUUAACCCUGUGUUGAAACGAGUUUCUUCUGACAUCUCUAAUGUCCCUAAAGAUACUCUUUCCCAAAUUAUUGAGCUUGUUCUGAAAAGCAAUGAGGAGAGAGGUCGCAGAGAGAUGAAAUCUGUUGUUUUGAAGCUCCUUAGGGAGAAUAACAGUGCUCCAAGCCAUGCAAGUUCUGCUGAAAUCUGUAUUGACACGAUACAUAAAUCAUGCAGAAGUUGCUCGGAUUCUUUGUUGUCUUUAUUCAAGCAGGCUGCAGAGCUGGACUUUGCAAAUAAACCCAACGAUCACAAAGAAGCCAUAGUAAAGCGCAUAGCUCUAGAAGCUGAUAACUUGUCGUGGUUGGUUGAGAUAUCAAUCGACAAACAAGCAGCCGAUGAAUUUGCAGUGAUGUGGGCAAACCAGCAGGAAUUGGCUGUCCUACAUGGAAAGCUACCUGUUGUAUGUCGUUACCACAUCAGCUGUAUUUCAGGAAAACUAUAUGUUGGUAUCGGAAGAGGGGAAUUGUUGCCAUCAAAAGAGACACGUCAGUUGUUGUUACAGACAUGGUUACAACCUCUGAUGGAUGACUAUGGCUGGUUGCACCAUGCAUGCAGGUCGUUUGAUAGGAAAGCUGUGGAGGAAGGAAUUGGGAGGACAAUCCUUACUCUGCCGCUGGAGGAUCAACAAAGUAUUCUUCUGUCAUGGUUGGGAAGUUUCUUGAAAGCCGGUGAUAACUGCCCAAAUCUUCAGAGAGCCUUUGAGGUGUGGUGGCGCAGAACUUUCAUCAGACCUUAUGCAGAAGGACAAGGUAAUGUUGUGUUAGAUAAUUCAGCGACAUCAAAGGAGCAAGUGUUGUAAAGAAGUAUGAAAUGGGAUUGAAAUAUAUAUAUAUAUAUAUAUAUAUAUUCGACUUUCACUUGGAGUUGAUAAUGGAGUAAGGAAGCAUAAAAAAUAAUGUUGAAUGGAGAAUGCGGGAAACCUUGAGCGGCUGGCAAGUUUAGCCAUCGUUGCUUUAAUUGCUGGGAAAAUUGACUGGAUGUAUAAAGAUCGUUCAUUGAAUUCGCAUUUUAGUGAUUGCUUUUUGUAUAAGCUGUUUGAGUGAACAUGAUGAUAUGUUGUUUCUUUAUUUGAAUUAAUAGAUGGUGAAUUCAAAUGCUUGCUGAUUA
Messenger RNA from Prosopis cineraria, 3029 nucleotides. Its product is annotated as BTB/POZ domain-containing protein At3g50780-like. The coding region runs from base 1117 to 2721 and encodes 534 amino acids. The transcript is spliced from 3 exons. NCBI's taxonomy places the organism in Eukaryota, Viridiplantae, Streptophyta, Magnoliopsida, Fabales, Fabaceae. The record is from RefSeq and is a predicted model, not a curated record.